Papilio polytes (common Mormon) is the source of this 2469-nucleotide messenger RNA. It is a transcript of the gene fbl, whose product is annotated as pantothenate kinase 3. The record is from RefSeq and is a predicted model, not a curated record. Gene Ontology annotation, molecular function: ATP binding; pantothenate kinase activity. NCBI's taxonomy places the organism in Eukaryota, Metazoa, Arthropoda, Insecta, Lepidoptera, Papilionidae. Gene Ontology annotation, cellular component: nucleus; cytosol. Gene Ontology annotation, biological process: coenzyme A biosynthetic process. The transcript has 9 exons. Bases 37 to 1209 code for a protein of 390 amino acids.
ACCCCUCCUACACCUCCGGAUAAUAAUGCUCCACCGAUGCCAUGGUUUGGUAUGGAUAUCGGAGGUACACUAACAAAGUUAGUAUAUUUUGAACCUCGGGAGAAUAAUAGACGGGAAUUGGAUAAAGAGACAGAAGUAUUAAAAAAUAUAAGAAGGUAUCUGACAAGGAAUUCAGCGUAUGGGAAAACUGGAAGACGAGAUGUACAUUUACAGAUGGAGAAUGUAACAAUCCGAGGUCGUCGUGGUUCCCUUCAUUUUAUUAGGUUCCCAACCAGUGAGGUUGGGGCUUUCCUACAAUUAGCUAGGUCUAAAGGGAUGGCGGACCUUGUUAAUACUAUUUACGCGACUGGUGGAGGUGCAUAUAAAUUUGAAGAGGAUUUUAAAAAGGAGGUAAAUAUGCGUCUGUCAAAGUUAGACGAAUUGGACGCGUUGAUAGCUGGCGUGCUGUUCGUUGACAGUAUGAAUGCCCAGGAAUGCUAUUACUGGGCACCCCCUAACGAGCGCCCCGUGCAUCAGCAGCCCAGCGACACGCCUCCAUAUUCAGCGGAAGCGUUAAGCGUUUACGUACGUAAGCCGUACGACUUCUCAUCACCGUACCCCUUCCUGCUGGUGAACAUCGGCAGCGGCGUCUCCAUGCUGGUGGUUAAUGGACCCAAUGACUACUUCAGAGUUAGCGGGACAAGCCUGGGAGGAGGUACAUUCCUCGGUCUCUGCUGUUUGUUGACUGGAUGCAGUAGUUUUGAGGAGGCCAUAGCGUUAGCGGCAUCAGGUGAUAAUACCACCGUUGACAAACUCGUGAGAGAUAUAUAUGGUGGGGAUUACGCACGAUUUGGAUUGCCGGGCGAUUUGGUUGCUAGUAGUUUCGGUCAAAUGUGUUCAGCGGAACGCCGAGCGAAGGUUUCCCGUGAGGAUUUGGCGAGAGCCACAUUAGUUACUAUUACUAAUAAUAUCGGCUCUAUAGCAAGACUUUGUGCCUCUAAUGAAAAUAUUGAGCGGGUGGUGUUUUGUGGUAAUUUCCUGCGAGUUAAUCCUCUAUCUAUGAAGUUACUGUCAUAUGCUAUGAGUUACUGGUCAAGGGGUGCUUUAAAAGCAUUAUUCCUAGAACAUGAAGGUUAUUUCGGCGCUGUUGGUUGCUUACUUCACUUAGAUAUCAACCACCGUAAGGAGAAUAAUCGGCAUUCUGUGGAGACGAGUCAAGCGGACAGGUGAACUUGAAACUUCACUAUAAAAUACACUAUAUAUUGGCACAAUAUUAUAUUAUGUUGAACUAUGGGACUAUAUUGUGUUGAACUAUAGGAGAAUAUCAUGUUGAACUAUGGGACAAUAUUUUUUUGAACAAUGAGGCAAUGUUAUGUUGAACUACGGUUGAACUAUAGGAUUAUAUUGUGUUGAUCUAUGGCACAAUAGUGUGUUGAACUAUGAAACAAUAUUAUGUUGAUCUAUUGUACAAUAUUAUGUUGAACUAUAGGACAAUAUUAUGAUGGUCUACUGGAAUAUUAUGUUGAACUAUUGUACAAUAUUAUGUUGAACUAUAGGACAAUAUUAUGAUGGUCUACUGGACAAUAUUAUGUUGAACUAUUGUACAAUAUUGAGUUGAACUAUAGGACAAUAUUAUGUUGAAAUAUUGUACAAUAUUGAGUUGAACUAUAGGACUAUAUUGUGUUGAACUAUAGGACAAUAUUAUGUUGAAAUAUAGGACAAUAUUAUGUUGAACUAUAGGACAAUAUUAUGUUGAAAUAUAGGACAAUAUUAUGUUGAAAUAUAGGACAAUAUUAUGUUGAACUAUAGGACAAUAUUGUGUUGAAAUAUAGGACAAUAUUAUGUUGAACUAUUGUACAAUACUAUGUUGGACUACGAGACAAUAUUAUGUUGAACUAUUGUACAAUAUUGAGUUGAACUAGAGGACAAUAUUAUGUUGAAAUAUAGGACAAUAUUGUGUUGAAUUUUUAGACUUUAUUAAAUUUGGAUACAAUAUCACAUAUGACUUUGAAGGAAUAUUUUGUAUGUAUGAAGAAACAAUAUAUUGGUUUAUAAUUUAAUAAAAGUUUUUUUCGUUCCAAAUCUAUAUUGUCCCAGAAGUGUAUAUUAUAUUGGAAUAUAUUGCAUUAUGCAGUUUGAAGCAUUUAUCUGCUUUUGGAUAUUGCGGUUUUUAUUUUAGGUAAAUGUAAAUAUGGGAACGGAUAAGUUUUCUGAUUUUUAUUUAUAUUUUGAUAUUUGGUUUUUUAAAAACGGUAAAAUGACAUUGUUUUAGUAAAUGAUUAUAAUCUGUAUAAUUACAUAUGGUUGUUAUUGAAAUAGGAUUUUUUUAGGAUCUUUACGUUGAAAAAUCGAUACGAAUGGUUUCAUCACAAAAUAUAAUGAAGUUUUAUUUUAUAUAGCGAUAUUUCGGUGAGUGCUUUAGGUAGGUUCUGUCGGAAAAUAUGUAAAUUAUGUGUUUUAUUCAAAUUUGAUAGAAAUAUAUAUAUAUAU